Molecule: messenger RNA, 1735 nt
Organism: Oreochromis aureus
Lineage: Eukaryota; Metazoa; Chordata; Actinopteri; Cichliformes; Cichlidae
Product: intelectin-like
Exons: 9
Coding region: 495-1508 (337 amino acids)
Molecular function (GO): oligosaccharide binding
Source: RefSeq, a predicted model, not a curated record
GAGGAGGAGGAUAUUUCAACCCGGAGCAAAGUGGGGACUUCCCAUCAUUUGACUACGACCAAGGCUGUAGCGCAGGGGUACGCAACUCCAGGCCUCAAGUGCCUCCAGUGUCCUGUGGGUUUUAGAUUUCACCCUGGAUCAACAAACCUGAAUCAAAUGAUUCGUUCAUUCCCAGGCCUCUGGAGAACUUCAAGACAUGUUGAGGAGGUCAUUUAGCCAUCUGAAUCAGCCGUGUUGGAUCAAGGACACAUCUAAAACCUGCAGGACACCAGCACUUGAGGCCUGGAGUUGCGUACCCCUGCUGUAGCGCCUCCAGGGAGAUGACUGAGGCUGCUGCCUUACUGUUUUACCACUGAGAGGAUUUGUGUACAUAUAAUCUCUGACUAGCCAACCUGGGUCAGCCGGGCAGACACGGGGACCAUGACAUAAACUUACCUGAAACCAGCUUUAUUAUUUGCAAGACAUCUCUUCGAAGAAGGAAAUACAACAAAGAGAUGUUACACAACAUACUUUUGCUUUUUGUGGGUCUGCUGUCAUUGGAACAUGUGUCCUUUGCAGAGGUUCCUUCUUCACAAAUAGUAAAUAUCACAGAAACAAGAGAGUAUGCUGAGAGGAUGCAGAACUUCACCAGGACAAACUCUGAGCGCUUGGAGAAACUGAGGAACAGAUCCAUUCGUGCUGCAAGGAGCUGUAAAGAGCUCAGGGACAGAUAUGAUGAACGAGAAGAUGGAGUAUACUACCUGACAACAGGUAAUGGCAUGCUGUACCAGACUUACUGUGACAUGACCACAGCUGGAGGCGGAUGGACGCUGGUGGCGAGCGUCCAUGAGAACAGCAUUUAUGGAAGGUGCACUGUGGGAGAUCGCUGGUCCAGCCAACAGGGCAACAAUGCUGACCUGCCGGAUGGAGACGGGAACUGGUCCAACAGAAACACCUUUGGAACAGUAGAGAGCGCCACUUCUGAUGACUUUAAGAAUCCAGGUUACUACGAUAUAACAGCUGAGGACAUGUCUGUGUGGCACAUUCCCAACAACUUGCCGCUGGAAUUCUGGAACAUGGAAGCUGCAGCCGUCCUCCGCUACCACACUGGAAACCGCUUCCUCAGACUGUAUGGAGGAAAUCUCUUUCAGCUCUUCAAGCAAUAUCCAGUGAGAUACAAUGUUGGGUCAUGCGGUGACAGAGGGCCAGCUAUUCCCAUCGUAUACGACCACGGGGAUAAGGAGUCCACCAGAAUGUUGUAUGGACCCAGUUCAAGAAGGGAGUUUGAACCAGGCUUCAUCACAUUCAGAGCAAUAAACUAUGAACGUGCCGCCAUGGCUAUCUGCUCCGGUGUCAAGCCAACUGUUGGUUACAACACUGAACAUUACUGUAUAGGAGGAGGAGGAUAUUUCCACCCUGACCAGUGUGGGGACUUCCCAUCAUUUGACUACGACAGACUGGGCAGGGAGCAAGGCUGGAGCGCCUCCAGAGAGAUGACCGAGGCUGCUGUCUUACUGUUUUACCGCUGAGAGGAUUUGUGUACAUGUAGCCUCGACUAUAGUCUGUUCAGCUGUCCCAGCUGUAACCAGAUCAGGUGAAAUCAGGCUCAUUUUACAAUGUUUAUUAACCACAUGGUUUCUGUAUAUCAGAAACCAAAUGGAAAUUAAGAGAUAAUUAAAAGAGUGAUUUUGAAAUUUAACCCACCACCAGAUGGUACUAUGAAUUGUCUAUUCAAAUAAAACAUUAUUGUAAAUCA